Messenger RNA from Rotaria sp. Silwood1, 1569 nucleotides. The record is from the annotation of a GenBank genome assembly. Lineage: Eukaryota; Metazoa; Rotifera; Eurotatoria; Philodinida; Philodinidae.
AUGACUAUAAAAAAUUAUUAUAGGGGAAUUGUUGUGACAUUAAGUUUCACUAUUGGUGCUAUCAUUAAAUUAGCACUUUUACCAUGCUAUCAUUCAACAGACUUUGAAGUACAUCGUAAUUGGCUUGCUCUGACACAUAGUUUACCAUUGAAUCAAUGGUAUUUUGAGAAUCGAUCAGAAUGGACACUUGAUUAUCCACCAUUUUUUGCUCAUUUCGAAUAUGGUUUAUCGAAAUUUGCUCAUUAUUUUGAUUCAGCUAUGCUCGAUAUUAAUAAUCAUAAUUAUGCAAGUGAAAAAACGAAAUUAUUUCAACGAUUAACUGUUAUCGGUAGUGAAGUUAUUUUAGCAUUAGCAAUUUUAUCAUUGUUAAAAUCUAUGCAAAUUGGCAGAAAAAAUCAUGAUAUACCGAUGCCAAUUAUUCAACUACUAUUCGCAUUGAGUCUACUCGUUAAUUUUGGUCUUAUUCUUGUUGAUCAUAUUCAUUUUCAAUACAAUGGAUUUCUAUUAGGUAUUUUAUUAAUAUCCAUCAGUUGUAUGUAUCAAAAUCAAUAUUUAAUGGGUGCAAUAUGGUUUUCAACAUUACUAAAUUUAAAACAUAUUUUUCUUUAUAUUGCUCCAGCUUAUGUUGUUUAUUUAUUCUAUGCAUUUUGCAUUCGACAAACUACUAUUAUUCCAUUUAUAUUUUCUUUUGGUCCAUUUAUUUUAAUGAACCAAUUACCACAAGUUUUAUCACGAUUAUUUCCGUUUAAACGUGGACUUUGUCAUGCUUAUUGGGCACCUAAUGUAUGGGCUAUAUAUAAUGUUCUUGACAAAGCAUUGGCUAUUGUUGGACGUUAUACUCAUUUAUUUCAUGUUCGUUCUAUAUCCGUAUCCAUGACAUCUGGUCUUGUGCAAGAUAUUGAACAUCAAGUAUUACCUUCUAUUACCCCAACAAUGACAUUUUUCUUAACAAUAAUCUUUAUGAUUCCAAGUUUAUUUCGAUUAUGUCGUCGUUGUUCUAAAAGAACAUUUCUUGAGACAAUUAUUCUUUGUGCACUUACAUCAUUUCUAUUUGGAUGGCAUGUUCAUGAAAAAGCUAUUUUAAUUUCAAUUAUACCACUCAGUUUGUUAGCCUUCGAUAGUCGAGAACAUGCUCGUUAUUUUCUUUUACUUUCUACAUUCGGUGGAUUUUCAUUGUUUCCACUUAUAUUUACUGGACCAGAAAUUCCAAUCAAGAUUGCACUUUUCGUUGCUUAUACAACUUUUCUUUUUUAUACACUCGGCGAAGUACAUGGUGAUCGGGGUUCAACUUGUACUCUUCCAUUGCUCAAUCAAUUGGAAACAUUAUCUAUUAUUUUAUUAAUUCCUCUUUGUCUCUAUGUUGAAUGUUUCCACACAGUAUUACAUAUUGAUCGUAUUCUUCCAUUUCUUCCUUUGUUACUGAUUUCUAUCUAUUGUUCUUUUUUUAUCAUGUAUUGUUGGAUUCGAUUACAUACAAUCGAAGCUCAUCAAGAAGAUGAAUUAACAGCUGUUGAAUCAACUGUUAAAUUUAGUGGACGAUGGAAUACGAAACAAAGAAAAAACCACUGA